AUUUCUUUUCAGCGUCCUGUUUAUGGCUAAGCUUGGGUGACUGUUAAUACAGAAGCAUGUCAAUGUGAAGUUUUCAACUGUGGAGGAAACCAGUGAGGACCAUUUUUAGCCACUUUCUGAAAAUAGAGGAACUAGAGCACUUUGAGGCAAACAAGCACAAUGGAUGUAAUCUCUAAAGAGGGUCCGCUCUAUUUGCAGGGGGUGAAGUUUGGAAAGAAGGUAUGGCGGAAAUCCUGGCUCAUUCUUUUUGAGCCCAGCCCUGCUGGGAUUGGCCGCAUGGAGUUGUACGACAUGCGUGAUAGAGGGGGGCUGAUGGGAUCUGCCAUUGCGAGGACUUCAGGGCCCAGGAAGGCCGACAAACGGGUGAUCCGCCUGACAGACUGUCUGAGCAUCACUCCAGCCCCAGGAGAAAGCUGUCCCACAGAUUGCUCUGCCUUCUUUUUAAACACCACCUCAUGCACCUACACCAUCGCUGCUCCCACCCAGGAGGACUGGAUAACUAUUCUGUGCCAGCUAGCAUUUCAGAAGACUCAAGGAACUGAAGAUACCAAGAAAGAUAAAUACACGUCACUGGCUGAUAAUGAAAUCUACUCCACCUGGGGAGCAGGCCAGUUCCAGGUGACAGUGCAGAGCACAGAUGCGUCUCAAAGGUGCAGGGUGUCUGGGUCAUACCUGCUGUCUGCGGAGAAAGAGGCUAUUUGUCUGCUGGACCUUAAGACCGGACAGGCCAUCUACCAAUGGCCCUACAGGCACCUCAGGAGAUUUGGCCAAGUCAAGGGGGGAAUUAUGAUCGAGGCAGGUCGUCGCUGUCACAGUGGGGAGGGUCAGUUCAUUUUUUUGUCAAAACAGGGGCUGCAAAUAAAGCGGGCCAUUGAGGAGGCCAUCAUGCACCAGAGUGUCCAAGAACUGCUGGCACAAGCCACCGCUCUUCCGCAAGAGUUUGCCUCCCAGCCCUCCUCGCCUAAAAGCAAACCACAGCAAAGGCCUAAGGUGAAAAAUCUUCCUCCAAUCAGCGUGAAUCAAGAGCGACCGCGCCCAGCAUUACAAUGCAAACAGGGGCAGCAAAUACACAAAGCCAUUGGGGAGGCACUCGCGCACCAGAGUCUCCAAGAACUGCUCCCGCCAUCCACACCCAUUCCACAAGCCAUUCCACAAGCCAUUCCACCCCCACCACCUUUACCAAAACCCAAAACACAAGCCAGGGACAAACCUAAGGUCAAUAUGCAACUUCAAGGCAACAGAAAUCAGGAAAGACCUUGCCCACCUGCAAUGAAAAAACCUGGGCAGCCAAUACACAAGCUCAUUGAAGGGGUUCUCACACAAAAGAAUGUCCAAAAGGCAUCAUCUACUCCUCAACAAGCCCCUCCACCACCACCACCACCACCACCCUUGCCUAAAAACAAACCGCAAAACAGAUCUAAUUUUAAAAAGCUUCCUCCAGCCAAUAUAAAUCAAGAUAGACCUUGUCCAGUGAUACCACGCAAAUACAUCUCCUUACCAGAUCCACCACCUUGCGUCAAAAGCCCUGUAAGUAGCCCAAAUGAAGUUGUGUAUACAGUGAUAUUUCCACAACCAAAACCAAGAUCAAAAAUGAACCUCCCAAAAGUUCCAACGCCUCCCAGUCUGCCACCAAACACAGAUACAGAUGUAAGCGUGGAUAAAGAGAAGGAGUGGAAAUCACCACAAGAACCGUCUGAGGACAAUAAUGAAGAAGCCCCCUACACUAACUGGACGGCGAAGACCACUGCUGAGCAGGAUCAACUGAAUAUUGAGGAUCUAUACAGCACAGUGAAUUUUGCAGCUAAACGUAAGAACCGACAGACUGAGGACAGUGAUGAUCAAGAGCAGCCUAACACUGAAGAACAAACUCCUGUUGUCUCUUCCAAUGAACUCCCUGUCGACUUCAAACAGACCCUUUCUAGCAUUCUGUUUAAAGAUCUGUCCAAGAUUCCACCCCCAUUUCCGCCUAGGUCACAUGGGGGAAGUUGUGAUCAGUUGGACCGAAUAGAUGAGCAGAUGACUGAUUGAGGUUUCUAUUGUCUGCAGUUGAGGUCCGUGUCACUGCUAGACUGAUUAAUGUCAGCGAUAUGUGUUGAAGUGUGCAAAACGUUUUAACACAAAACUUUUAAUAAUAGCGCACAGAAUAUGUACUGAGAUGAUUAAAUGUAAGGAAAGUGUAUGCUUUGAAUAUUCUGUAAAUGAUCUUCAUUGAAAAUUUCUUUGUAAGAUAUAUUGUAAAACUGUGUAUAUUUAACCAAUAUAUCACAAGUUAUUUAAAACGUUUUGGUUGUGAUUUGGUCUCUGGCAUGAAAUACUCUAAAUUCAAACACAAGUUAGUGCUGUUUCGUUGGUCGUGUCUUUUAAUAAAUCCUUUAAGGUAAAUUAAUAGUUCACCCCAAAAUUUGCUGUUCCCUAUUGACUUUUAUAGUAUUUUGUCCAUACUAAGGACCAGCAACUGUUUGAUCACCCACAUUCUCCAAAAAAAGGAACUCUGUUUUGGGACUCGAGGGGAGUAAAUGAUGACAGAAUAUUAAUUUUUUGAUGAACUAUUCCUUCAAUUCAGUGCAAUCCAAUUUGAAGCUCUUUCUUGCCUUCAAACCCUUACUACAGCACGAGCCAAUAGCAUUUGAGUGCAGACCCUGAAUCAUCAUUUCAUUGGUUAGACUACUAAACGACCCCUUUGCUGAACUGGAAUUGAACUCAUUCGUGAACGAACUGAUUGCAUGAAACAUGGCAUGUGGUGAAGAGUGCUGACCGAUUGAAAAAGAGUCAUGUGAGUAGAUCUAGUUCAAACCAGUUGGAGAACAGAGGGUUUUCACUUAUGUCACGGUCUGGUCAGUUACUCGGAUGUGCAGCCAUAUUGGAGAUACUCGGAUGUAAACAACAGCAUGGAUUGCAUGGUUACUGUACUACUGAAUAUGUUGUUCUGCUAAUUUAUGCUGUUUAAACCAUGAAAAAUGUGUGGAAGCUGCUAAAUCAUAUAGAGGACUUGGUAAAUAGGAAAGCGUGUAAUAUUUAGACAAACUAAAGUCAACAGGUGGCAAAGUUACGUUCGAGCAGUAUUCAUUAAAAUAUUAGCCUAAUAUUUCACCUACCUGACUGGAAAUGAUAAGAACGAACACCAAUGUUGUCAAGAUUCUUGCCCUGUAAAUCCCGGUUCAGUUUGGACACAAACGCCUUUUGUUCCUCAGACAUUUUUUGCACUCUUCCCCUUGAUUUGUUAUAACUUUUGGCAGUCUAUAGUACUCCAAAUGUUUUUCCCGGUCUGAACGAUUAGUACAGCCCAAAACAUGACAGUAAUUGGCCAUUUUCAGCAGGAAUAAUCAGCAAAGUUUGGAGUUCCCUUUGGUUUAGUAGCAUUGUUUACGUUCAGUGCCGCCAUUAUGGCCAAUUGAUGACGCGUUGUGAAAACACUCUAUUGUAACUGAUUAGACAAUUGUUGCUUUUAAGGUUAAACAAAAGUAAUUUAUUUACCAUCCAAAAUGGAGGGAAAAUUAUGAAUUUGCUUUGUUUUCAUUUGUUGAGAACAACACGCGGUCAACGCACGCUUUAAAUGAAUCGUUUCAGUCGUGAACGACUCCUUUGAGCGAAUCAGUUGAGGUGUGAAUGGCGAUUUCAAGUGAAUGGUUUAAAUGACUCAUACAGCACACAAAAUACACUUUCUUUGCGCCAUAUGUAGUCUAACUAACGUUAUGUAUUAUCUGAACAUCUUUUUAGGUAAACUGUUUUAAAAGAUAAUCGAUAGAAUAUGAUACCUUCCUGGAUAAAAAGUUAUUUGAAUGCUGUUUAAUUAAAUAACUACAGAAAACAUUUGCGCAACUGUUAUAAUGAAUGUAUGAAUCGAAGCCAUUCGAAUAAAUAUAUGAAAAGAAAAUCUUUAUUAAACUUUUGAGGUAAUAAAAAUCACAAACGUACAUAAAUAACAUUUUUGUCAUUGCUGAUGGAGGUUUUGUACAUGUGAAGUGUAAAAAUCCAAAUGUAUGUCUUAAAGUGCAACUAAAGGGCUUGUAUAGAUA
This is a messenger RNA of Labeo rohita (rohu), 4016 nucleotides long. It is a transcript of the gene dok3, whose product is annotated as docking protein 3. The transcript has 6 exons. Gene Ontology annotation, biological process: cell surface receptor protein tyrosine kinase signaling pathway; positive regulation of MAPK cascade. NCBI's taxonomy places the organism in Eukaryota, Metazoa, Chordata, Actinopteri, Cypriniformes, Cyprinidae. Bases 160 to 2028 code for a protein of 622 amino acids. The record is from RefSeq and is a predicted model, not a curated record. Gene Ontology annotation, cellular component: cytoplasm.